GGUUCCGAUUGGGGUGGGGUGGUUCAGAUUGGGUUCUGGACUUCUCGGUUCUGGGGGUGGGGGUGGUUCCGGUUGGGUUCUGGGGAUGAGGUUGGGUUGCUUCUGCAGAUCUGGGGAUGAGGUCUUGAAACAAAAAAUACAAAAAGUAAACUCUUCCCCAGAACUUGAUUCUCACCCUCAACAAUUGAAGGGCAUUUUGGUGUGAUUUCAUCCUAGUUUUGUAGUGGGUUCAACCGAUUCACAUUGGAAUGGAAGCUAUCGAUUGUUGGUCCCAAUGGCAUAAACAGAUGAGGAUGAUAUUGCUUCAGUGUUGUGCAAAUUUGGGGAGUUAAAGGAAUCUCCUGAAUUAAGCCGGAGCUCCAUUUGAAGCCAGGGCAACCUCCAAUGUCCGCCUUCAACGCUCUCAGAUCGUCAAAACUCAUCUCGUGGAAACCAACCGGAAGGCUUCAGCAAACCCUAGCACAAUGCGUGGAGCGGAAGGGGAAGGGAUUGCAUUCGGGUGAAGUCUCGACGGUGAGAUUGUGCCCUGGAUUUGCAGGCCAAGGGAGGCACUUCGAUUUCCGGUCCAAUUUGAUCCCGGCGUCGGUGGAGUUCGCGCAGGUUUCGCCUCUCUGCACCACUCUCUGUAAAGGCGGUUUCCGAGUUCGAACCGUGGAGCACUUGCUUUCUGCUCUGGAGGCUGCUGGUGUUGAUAAUUGCAGGAUUGAGAUUGAGACGGAGGAUGAUCAAUGCUGCGAUGCUGAGAUUCCUAUAUUUGAUGGGUCAGCAAAGGAAUGGGUGGAAGCGGUGGAAGAAGUUGGUUUGAAGGUAGCAACUGAUAUUGAUGGGAAAAGCUGUGAUAAAAUAGCUCCGCAUGUGAAGGAACCAGUGUAUGUUUGGAGGGAUGAUUCGUUCGUUGCUGCAUUUCCUUCAGAAGUGGUUCAAAUCACUUAUGGCAUCAGCUUUCCACAGGCACCCGCUAUUGGCUGCCAGUGGUUUUCAACAACCCCUUUGGAUAAUGUGGUUUAUUCAAUGCAAAUAGCUUUGUCAAGAACUUUCUGCAUUUAUGAGGAGGUUGAGCAAAUGCGCAGUGCUGGACUUAUCAAAGGGGGUUCUCUAGAAAAUGCUAUCGUGUGCAGUGCGAGUAAAGGUUGGUUGAAUCCGCCUCUGCAUUUCAGUGAUGAACCAUGUCGUCACAAGAUCUUAGAUCUUAUUGGUGAUCUCUCCCUGUUUGGUCAAUUUGGUAAUCAAGGACUCCCUGUGGCUCACAUCGUAGCUUAUAAGGGUGGCCAUGCAUUGCAUGCUGAUUUGGCACGCCGCCUUAUGGGAAUGAUGUGAAAGGUCAGGCAUCUUGCCACUGAUAAUGAAGAAGCUAUUGCAGUUGUUGGUGAAUUUGUUGAAGAUGUUCAACCUGAUGCUUGAGCUUCAUUGCAGCUGAAGUGGCUGUGAAGAGAUGCUGAAAUGCGUGUAAACAUCUCAUACCAUUAGUCUGUCUCUCUGAGAAUCAUUAAGACAUGAAGGAGGUUGAAGCCCUCCUCUAGUUUUUUCUGCAUCCAAAGUUUCAACUUUGGAAAUGAAAGAAUCUAAAGCAAAAGAGGUUGCAAAAGAAGGCCAUACAAUUUCCUGUUUUUCGGUUGAUCCUAUCACUGUUUUUCGGUUUCAAUGGGGUCUCUUCCUGGUGCUUUAAACGUUAUGGGGUGUUUGAUUGGGGUGUUUUUAGAGGUUUUUGCUGUAGGUGUUGGGUUUUUGUCAGCUCUAUGAUGACAUGGAUGGUUACUGUACCCUUGUUGAGAGGGAUUAUUUCUCAACGUUAUCCUUAUAUAUAUAUAUAUAUAUAUAUAUAUAUAUUUUGCUUUCGAAAAAGAAAAGGCCAUACAAUUUCCUGUCACUUAUGCAUCCAUUACAUUUGAUGAAUUAAUUAUUGUACUAAUCAAAUUAAGCUUAAAUAAAUUCAGUCCAUCAUUUUA
This is a messenger RNA of Lotus japonicus, 1946 nucleotides long. Its product is annotated as probable UDP-3-O-acyl-N-acetylglucosamine deacetylase 1, mitochondrial. Gene Ontology annotation, biological process: lipid A biosynthetic process. NCBI's taxonomy places the organism in Eukaryota, Viridiplantae, Streptophyta, Magnoliopsida, Fabales, Fabaceae. Bases 385 to 1317 code for a protein of 310 amino acids. The transcript is spliced from 8 exons. The record is from RefSeq and is a predicted model, not a curated record.